Molecule: messenger RNA, 2016 nt
Organism: Sycon ciliatum
Lineage: Eukaryota; Metazoa; Porifera; Calcarea; Leucosolenida; Sycettidae
Product: DNA repair nuclease APEX1-like
Biological process (GO): base-excision repair
Cellular component (GO): nucleus
Molecular function (GO): endonuclease activity; DNA binding; double-stranded DNA 3'-5' DNA exonuclease activity
Source: RefSeq, a predicted model, not a curated record
UGAUACACGCUCAGACCAAAACAAAAUCGAUGAAUGGGUAUCCGCUUUUUCUAUCUCCAUUAAUUUUCUCGUCUUACCUUAGGCCGAAACAUUACUGUCAUUAGCUUAGAAACACCUUUCGUGACUGGCCGGGAGAAUGCCUCGCAAACGCAAGGGAGAGGAGGCAGGUGAUUCACAGCCAGCCAAGCGAGUGAAAACCAGUGAUCCUCCCGCCGAGGACGAGUCCACUGAGUUAGCUGCUGCCACCGCCUCUGGCAGCGACAAAAUGGCCUGCACUCGGCUUGCAGCUAAUGGCAAAUCGCAUGCGUUGAAAGUGGUAUCCUGGAACAUCAAUGGAAUACGCGCAUGGGCAAAGAAAAAUCCUCAGGCUUAUCUGAAGAAGGAGAACCCGGAUGUACUGUGCCUGCAGGAGACGAAGUGCUCGGAGGCUGACUUACCCGACCUUGGGCUAAGUGGCUACCACCAAUAUUGGAGCUCAGCAGAGCAGAAGGGUUAUGCUGGAACUGGGCUUCUGAGCAAGACAAAGCCGUUGAAUGUUACCUAUGGCAUCGGCGAGGAAAAGCAUGACAAGGAGGGUCGAGUCAUCACGGCGGAGUAUGAGGACCUGUACGUUGUGACUUCCUAUGUACCGAAUGCAGGAAGAGGGCUUGUGCGCCUGGACUACCGCGUGAAGGAGUGGGACCCGGCGUUCCGUGCGUACCUGAAUCUGCACAGCAAGAAGCCGGUGGUGAUGUGCGGUGACCUGAAUGUCAGCCACCUCGACAUUGACUUGGCCAAUCCGAAAGGGAACAAGAAGAAUGCCGGCUUCACGCCCGAGGAGCGAGAUGGCUUCAGCACUCUGAUUAGUGAGGACUUCUUCGACACCUAUCGUCACCUGUACCCGGAUACGACCGCUGCCUACACUUUCUGGUCGGCCAUGGGCAAUGCACGUGCCAAAAAUGUUGGCUGGAGACUGGAUUACUUUGUGCUGUCCGAAGCCCUAAAGGAGCGCCUAUGCGACUCAGUUAUUCGCCCUGCCGUGCUUGGCAGUGACCACUGUCCUGUAACGCUCUUCCUCUCAGAAAAGUCAUGAUUAUCAUGAUUUCCUCAGCCGCAAACGUAUCCCCUGCUUUGGAACAACCGGCCUUAGCAUGCCUCCAAUGUAUGUGUACAAUUUGUACAAUGUACUAGGUGCACCAUCAACUGUGUGAUAUAAUGUACUAGGUGCACCAUCAACUGUGUGAUAUCGGAUAGCAGGGUGUAGCCUGACCGUGGUGCAUCUGCUGAUGGAGAACAUGGUGCCACGUCGCAGUGGUUAAAGUCCACGUACGUACGUCAAAUGAUUGCAAUUCGUUGCUGUUCUCAGCCUAGCCAAGUGAUGAAUAUUUUUUAGUUUUUGUAAAGUGCAGGAAAGCGUGUUGCAGAUGUUCGGAUGGCGAAAAACAUCCAAAAGCAAGUUAGUUCCAGUCAACUGUUACUUUGACGCCAGUGGUGUAUUGCAACGUGUACAUUAAGGUUGCAAAUUGUCAUUGCCAAUCCACAUUCAGUGAUCUUGCUGCGCUUGUUCUGCUCAUCGGGUGGUAUGAUAAAUUUAUAAUACCAUCAGUUAGUUACCGUCAUAAUUAUGUAGUUCCACUGUUUAUUUUUUAUUUUAUAAAAUGUUUUUUUGUGAAAGUUUGUUGCUUGCAGCAUUCUAGGUGGCACUUCUAUUAUUGGUCUACAGUGCAUUUCAAAACUAUAGACGCGUAGGGUUUUUUAAAUAUUUCAAAUCUGGCUGGAACUUUUUGAGAAUAGUUUUCGGAAUAUUGCUCAGGAUCGCUCCACACUCUCAUAUAGUUUCUAAAGGAUUGGAUAACAGACGCCCAAUUUGGAAAAAUUUAUGCACAAAGUGAUCACAGAUUUUAUGUGGUAUAGAUGCUGGCAUAACGGUUUCUGCCUAGGUACGCGUCUAGUUUUGAAAUGGACUGUAGCACUGACCAUUAUGUACUUUAUUAUUAUUCAUGUGUACAUCCGUCCGUGAGUCAUGUUUUUACUGAA